Molecule: messenger RNA, 43505 nt
Organism: Podarcis lilfordi (Lilford's wall lizard)
Lineage: Eukaryota; Metazoa; Chordata; Lepidosauria; Squamata; Lacertidae
Source: the annotation of a GenBank genome assembly
GGAGAGCGAGGCCGGAAGGCCGGCCCUGCGGGGAGUGAAGAGGGACGAGGCGAAGGGAAGCUCCGCGGACACGCCUGUCUGGGCUUUCGCCCGCCUUGGGGAAAGCGGCUUCGGCGGCGGCGGGAGGGGAACGAGCCAACCAGCAGCAGCAGCAGCAGCUGCCGCCUCCUUGUCCACAGGAGAGGAAGCAGGGGAGGUAACUGAGCAGCAGCAGCAGCCGGGGAAGGGAGGUUUUCUCUCUCGCCGAGUGAGAGGCUGGGUGGAGGAGGGCUGGGGAAGGGGCUGCAGCCACUCACGCGCCCACCUCCCUCCCUUGGGGUGGUGUCAACCCCGGCUAAGAAGACCCUCUUUUCUGCCAGGGGCUAGGCAGUCUCCGCGGCGGGGCAGCUGUCUCAGCUUUGCCGGGGCUGCGCCCGGGUCUACACGGCUCUCGCCGCCUCGUCCCGUGUGGAUGAGCGCCUGCCUUGUGCAAAAAGCUCCGUGUGCAGCGGGUGGGCUCGCGCGCGGGUCUGCUCUGCACGCUUGCCGCGCCCCGUGCAAAGGUCUUUGUUUUGUGUGGGUGUGUGAAUGGGAGGGAGGGGGGUCCCCGUCUCAAUCCACCACAAAUCCUUGCCUGCCUUCUUGCGAUCGCGAUCGCCAAGCUCCCCGGACUUGUGCGAGGCGCUGGUGCGGCGUUGGGAACGUGGGAGCGCUCUCUCUCGGGGUUUCUGUUUGUUUUGGUCGGGGCGCGCGCGCGCGUCUGCCUGUCUGCCUGCCCCCUCCCCAACUUUCCCCUCCCGAUUCGUGGAAGGCUGUAUGAGUGGCAAAGGUGAAGAAGGGGCCAGCGCGCAGCGUCGUCGGAAACCCAGGCGGGGAUUGCCCGAACUCUCUCUCUCUCUCUUUGGGUCUGCGAGUGUUUGAAAUCUGAACCCCGCGAACGUGGGAGUGGGGGUGGGGAGAGGGAGGCGUGCGAUCCGAGUUGGGAGCCCGACCGGCGGGCGGAGAGGUGCGAGGCCGCGGCGGGACGCCCUCCUCCCGGAGCAUGCAACUCCCGUGCAGCGAUGGAGGGUGGGGGCUGAAGCGAUCGGAGUGGCGGGCGGGGAUCUUUGUGCCGUGGGGCGCUGCUGCGUGCCUGUCCCCUCCGUUGCGGUGGGAGGGAGGGAGGGCGUGUGUCUCUCCGAAGCGGAGGAUCUGGGAAGCGAGCAGGCGGGCCAAGCGCUCGCUGGCUCGAGUGAGUCCGCUUUUCCUUGUUUCCCAUUCUUUCCCCCUAAGCUUAAAGACUUCAAGGCUCUGCAACCGGGGAGGCUUCCCUAGGAAAGCGAUCGUUGCAUCCUGCUGAAUCUUCUCCUCUCUUUCGGCUAUCGGCUGAAACGGGAAGCCCAGCCGUGCGGGACGCCCGGGGGGGGGGGUCGGGGGAAGAGACAAAGCCGAGGACAAAUGCAACGAGCGCGUCGCCGGCUGCUGGAUCCAACCGCGGGGAGGCGAGCCGAUGACAGCGACAGCACGCUGCCCAGCAACAAUGCCGGGGGACUUUUGGGGUGGAGGGGGGCGGGGAGAGAGAGAGAGAGAAGACGGUAAGUGGAAACGUGGCUCCUGUCUUGCUUCUGAUGCUCCAGAGCCCUGAACAAAGGCGGCUGUGAAAAAGCUGGAGGGCGGCAGGACCAGUAGGCAUAAUAGGAAGCAGGUACAAGGGAGGUUCAGAUGACCCAAGUUUUUUUUGGGGGGGGGGAGAGAAGGAGAUAGGAGGGUCCUUGGAUGAAUAUCAGUUUUCAGAAUUGGAUAGGGGGCUCUUUUGUGGCUUCAGGGUCACCUAUCUUGCUCAAAAAGGGCACAAAUGUGAAUCUAGCCAGUGCUAGUAGGGCUUUGUUGGGGUUUUUGUGCUUUUUUUGCUCCUCCGAUACUAAAAAAAGCCGGACGUAGUGUGCAUAAAGUGAAUUCUUUCUUAGGUUCUUCCUUAUUUUUGUGCCCUAAUAAGCAACUGGCUUCAGUUGAUUUACUUAAGAGUGGAAUACCCUGGUGCAUGUCAGCUAACAAGUGUUUGUGGUGCUUAAUUUCAGGUCUGGGGCAGAAAUGGGAGUGUUUUGACAUCUGCAGUUGAGACACCUGGAGUGUGAGAGUAGACCAUGAGACUGCAAAGAGAGCACUUGCUGAAUGUCUCCUUCUGCGCAAGAAGUUUGAGUGUUUCCAUCUCAUUGGAGACACGGUGUGUCAUAAUUUGAAGGGCUUCCUUGGACCACAGAAGCUUGCACAGGCUCCAGUGAACCACUUCUCGAUAAACAAGCCAGAUCCAUACAUUUUCAGUAAACAUUCACGGAACAGAAAAGAAGCCUUUUUUUGACAAGAGUCGCAUCUUGAUGUGGGCGGCGUUUUGAAGGGGGUUAUAAAAGCCGCAUAUUUUGGAAUGACUGGAAGCCUAGAGAGGCACAGAGAACAUGCAGGAACCGUGCGUGUCAGCAACUCAGCUUUUUUAAAUGUAUCAUCUGUAUUAGAGGGAAAUGCAUCACUAUAAGCUGCAGCUGUAGCCAUGGCAUUGCAUGACCUUUUAAGCCAUAUGAGAAGUAUUUCUGAGCCUUGGUAUCAAACGUAGCUUUAUUUCUAAAUCGGAUGAUCGGCAAUACACCAUGUGCUAAUCAGGAGAGCAUUUGGAUGGAAAGAUGCCUCUUCGGCUUUGCAAAGAUGCUACUGACCAUUAUGUGAGGGGAUGAAAGGUUCGCGGAUUGCAUUGCCCAGUGACCAAGCUCCAUGCUGCGCACGUGUCGUCUUGGAUUUAAGGACCUGCCUUGAGUGCAACUUUUAAAGAUGUGCUGUCGUUUCUGACCUGUCCCAGAGAAGAAAGUCUGUAAAAUGGCUCAAACCAGCUUGCUGCAGGGGAAACAGUUUUAUUGUAGAGAGUGGGUUUUUCACAAGCUUCAGCACUGCCUGCAGGAAAAGACAAGCUGCAGCAACAGCACUGCCAACAAACCAUCCGUUGUGCUGAACUCUGGGACUAAUACUUGCGUCGUCCCUGGCAAGGGAGCUGCCUGGGGUGUGUUGCUGGUAGGAGGGCCGGGUAGUGGCAAAACAGCCCUCUGUACUGAAUUACUGUGGCCGAGCUCUCCUGCCAGUCUGCAAAGGGGUUUACAUCACCAAGCCCUGGCUUUCCACUUCUGCAGGGCUCAGGACUCGGACACUCUCUGUGUGGGAGGCUUUAUCAGAGGGUUAGUGGCCCAAAUCUGUCGCAGUGGACUGAUUCAGGGAUUCGAGGACAAACUGAGAGAUCCUGCUGUUCAAAGUCUCUUGCAGCCUGGGGAGUGCGAGAGAAACCCAGCUGAAGCAUUUAAAAGGUAAAUCAAACAAAAAAACACCCACCCUGUAUCUGCUUCCUUCAUAUCUCCUGAUCAGAUAAAAACACAGCCCGCCAUAAAAACAGGUAAAACCUAUCUCUUACAUGGUAUUGUCUCCCUGCAUGAAUUGUUCCAAUGGCCCGUAUGGAAAAUACCCGUUUAUAGCAGAUGCUGCCAGACAAGAUACACUUGGAAACACAUUCCAUGUUGGCAUCUUCCAAAGAUUGCAUAGUAAUUGAAAACAGAGGCUUUAGAAGGGGCAGGAGGAGGGGAAUAAAGUGGAAGAGGUUUUUUCUUUUUCAUAUAACAAAAAGGAAACUGAUUCCAUGGUUGUAUUGACAAGAGGCCCUGAUUUUAAAGACACAGGUUUUCUUACUAGUGUUGUGAACUACUUCUGACUUGGAACUUUUGGGGAAGUCUAGAAACAAAGAGUAUCAAAAACAAAACAAAAUGUGUGAGGCAGUGGUUAUUGAGGGAUUUAAUGAAUUUAGUUUCAUCUUGGUGAUGCCAUGAAUUACUUCCAACUGUAACUUGAUUCCUCUAAAAAGAUUAGGCUUUAUGCAACAAGGGAAAUCCCAUAUUGGUCAACAUGAAAAAAGAUUGAGCUCACUUUUUUUUUUGGUUCUUUACUGUGAUACCUUCCAGGCCUUAUACCUGGGAAACAAUAAUUGAACUAGGAUUUUGAAGGAGGUUGAAGAGCUGACAUGAGGGUUUAACAAGGGUCUCAUUUUCCCAUGUGUGAAGCCUUACCUUGUGUCUAAAACCUGAAAUCAUUCCUUUGGGAAUACAGGGACAGAGAAACCUGCAGGGGGAGAGAAGACACGAGAAGCAAUGCCUUGGGAAUGUGUGAAAAGAAUAAAUGCUGCUCACGAACUUGCCAAGCUCAUCUAAUUAGAGUUAAUUUAGUAUGCUGUCAAGAGUAUUUUAUGAAAGCUGAAAGUUUCAAUGAUUUUUUUUUAAAGUUCCAGCGGUUGUCCAGUUACACUUAUUUCGUUAAACUGUUUCUGUGAAAUAGGUGGCUGUGUAAAUAACCACACAAAGAAAUGCAUUCUUGAUUUGAGGCCCAGCACUCAUAAUUUCAUAAAAGCUGUUUUAAUAGUGGGUGAAUGCACGUCAUUAUUCACCAAGUGGCACCUUAGCAUGGUAUGUAUCGAAUGUCUAAAAUGUCACUGAUGAAAGAGAACUUUACUUUGCAUCAACACCUGGUCAGAAAUCCAGGAAAAGUAGUAUCCUCCUUACUGCAGGUAGUGUUGCUGAUGGCUGGUUUACCAAGGUGGUAUAGGCCAAGGGUCACAAACAUGGUACUCCCCAGAUGUUUUCUAUUAUAGCUGCCAUCAGCUCCAGCCAGCAUGACCAGUGUUGAGAGAUGAUGGGAGAUGUGUGCCAGCAGCAUUGGAGAGCACCAUGUUGGCUGGUAUUGCUGUCACUGAGUUAUCGUGGUAAGAUGUUCCCUUCUGUGGCUUGUGGGUAAUCAUCUAACUCAGGGUGGUCCAACUUUUCAUACCAACUGGGUCACUUUGGACUACAAUUCCCACCACUCCUGACUAUUGGUCAUGCUGCCUGGAGUUGAUGGGAGUUGUCAUCCAAAACAUCUGUUUGGCAAAAGCUGGUAUAAACAAAUGUGGUGGUACUCUCCUGCUGGCUUGUAAUUUUCCAGUGUUCAUAGCCUGCAUUGGAAGUUACUAAUGGUGUUAAAAGCUUGUUACCUUUGUCUGCAUUUUCAGGCUUCUUGAGGGAUCCUAAUUUAGUGCUAUAAAAAAGAACACUUCACUUGAAUAGGAAAGGCCAAGGGGGAUCCUAGCAUCCACUGUUAAAAUGGAGGCGCAAAAGGGUAUAUUACCAUAGUUAGUAUUUUAAGACACUGAUAGGAGGUAAUUCAGUAGGCUGAGGGGGUGGAAUAUAAAGGUAAAUCAAACUCUUCCUCCAUCUCUCCCAUUUUAUACUAUUCUCAGUAAUUGUUUAUAUUGGUUCUAUGUCAUAUCCAGCCUCAGCCUUACACUUCGAAAUCUCUUAUGUGGCUGAUUCCAGUGGGUUCAUGUGAGUUGCUCAGAUUGGGCUAUUAAUGGAUUCCCACCUGUAAUUAUCCACCUGUAGUCUCCAGAAAACUGGUUCAGUUUUGGAUGGGGUGAGGGGCAGUAUCACUUUUGGGUGGAAACAUCUGCCAAGUUGUUGGGAGCUGUACCACAGAAAUAGAGAGAACCACUGUGCAGAGUCGCCAGGGAGCAGCUGGUUCCAACACUCCUGUUUACCUUCUUAGUCCUCCUCCUAGUUCCUCCUGUUCAAGUGCCUGCUAUCUCGCAUUCCUAUGUCUAGAAGUAUCUUCCACUCCUCAUUUGCUAGGCAUUUUCCGUCUGUAACCCUUUUCUGAACCAUUGUAGAAUCACAUUACUGUUCUUCAACAGUUCUUUUGGAAAGUGACUUGCUACUUAUGUUUAUGCAGCACCUAGCACACUGGUGCUAAAUGAAUGUCAAACAACAGUACUACAUUCUUCUGUUCUGUUGCUUUGGUUAAAUUGAAUUGGAAGUGGAACCUUGUCCAUUCUGCAAAGGAAUUAUGCAAGUUUUCAACUCUUCUCUUUAAUAUUUGGAUAAAACAGCUGCAAGCCACGGUGGGAUGAAAGUAGCAGUCAUUGCAGCAGCUUAAUAGCAUUGGUAAGUAAUGAUGAGGAAGCUAAUUUGAGAGCAUCUAUGCCUAAUAAAACAUGAGAUGGAGGUUAUCAUUGUUUGAAACCCUGGAAUUUCAAGGGCUACAGUCUCUAUAAAAGCUAAGAGAAGUAUCUGUUGGCUGCAACUAUUACUCAAGUAUAAGUGCUAUAACUGCAUUUUUAAAUACCUGUAAACAAAGCUGCAGCUUGAAGCUCUGUUGUUGGAAUGCCUGUAAAAGUUCUUUCAGGGUGGCGGGGGGUGGGGGAAGCACAUACUAAAAAUGAAGAUUUGAAUCUGGUUACAUUGAAAACAAGAAUAGUAUGUGUUUUGCACAGACUUGUUAGAAACCUGAAACUCGUGUGCUUUAAAGUCUAAAUAUGAAUAAUGUCACAAACAGCAUUUGUUAGGUGAUCUCAAAGUAUGGAAGUAUAUGAAGGAGGCAAUGGAUGUUUGCACCAUAAUGGGGACUGACUGUCAAAUGUUUUACAAUAGUUGACUUUGAUAGCCCAACUCUCCGGGCUGGUUUUCAGCCAUGUGGAAAGACAGGAUUUACUGCAGCUUUCUUGAUAAGAGACAUAACUUUGGACUCGGCCCUUUUGAGAGAAAGUUCUAGGGGUUUUGUUGUGGCUCUUAACAGUACUUGUGCAUGACAGUGCUAAUGUUUGUAAGCAUCUCUUAAUCAUAUGGAGAGACUUCAUACCUGAAUGUUUGGAGAUCCUGUUUGAUAGGUCUAAUUCACCUAGCGUAAGACUUCCAGCUGUUUUGUGUGUGGAGGACCACCACAUGAUGUUCAUGUUUCAAAAGCAGGCCUUGUACUGUGGAGAAUAAACUGUGUUUACAUGAGUUCAGUGUCUUUUCUCACUUUUUUUAAAAAAAUGGUGGAAGUCAUUGAAAGCCAUUCUGCCUUUUGAGAAAAUAUUGUAGCCUCAACUCUUAACUUGUAGCACGCUCUCUCUCUCUCUUUUUUAAAGAAACUGCUAUUAAACUAGGAUGUAAAGAGGUUUCUUUUGAAAUGGACACCAGUGUUAGGCCCACAGGCAGAAUGAAUAAGGCUACAUGCAGAUGCAGGAUUGAGCCUGUGGAUUGCUAAUUGAAGUUAUUUGACUCUGAAAGGAUACACACCACUUUAAAUACUGUAUGUGCUUAGGACAUUUGGAGAGACCGUAUGCAUAAUAAUACUGUAACACCUUAGGUUCUGAACCUGUUUAGGGCCAGCCGGAAAAGGUGGGUAGUUAAGUAUCAUGACUGUUGUGGAACAACUGAGAUGCAAUUUGCCUAGGAAAAACCAAGCACUCUUGGAAGGAACCCGAAAGACUUGUGCUGUUCUCAAGAGAUGUAUGUGCAUUAUAAAUGAAUUUACCCACAGCUGUGACAGGAUGCUUCAUUUGCACACCUAAUACCUCCAUAAGUAUACUUCUGAAAUGUGUUUUGUGUUCUCAGUGGUCUUUAACAUAUAGACAGCAUAUGCCAGUUAUAUGAUAUGGGUCUUAAGGUGAGCAAAUAGUCUACACUUUGCUUUUCUGGUCAUCAGCUGCAGAGGUGCUUUUGAGCCUGAAAAGCAAUGAACCUGGGGACAAGAAGAGCACCUUUUGCCUCGACAUUGCACACAAACAGCAUCUUCUAUCUCCUGUGCACAUAAAGAAAGCAAAGUAUUUUUAUUUUAUUUUUUUCAUUUUACCUGCAAUAUUUGCCUCAAGCUGCUGCUGGUGGUUGUGGGAUUAGAAAAUGAGUGUCCCAACUCCUGUUGUGGUACAUUACUUUUCAGCAAUUCACCUUUCCUGCAGAUCUACUUCUACAGUCCAGAUUGCAAUAUAUAUCCUGAGGAUGGGAGUGUGUAUAUUUUAUGUAUACCACAUAGGUAUUAUUAUUAUUAAGGGGUUUAUAGAUUUUUCUAAACAGUGUUGAAGAAACGUGCUGAUAGGGUAGAUCUCCAGAUUUGUACAGGUGAGCUAAUCCACCUGCUGCAUGCGAAGGGGGAAACACAAGCUCCCUUGGACAAUCUUGACUCAAGAAAAACAUUUUUGUGUGUCUUAAAACAUUUAAGGACUGUACUCCCAAAGUUUGAGUAAAAGCUGUCCCUGGACUCAUGCCAAAGAAAAAUAUGGCUUGGUGCAUCUCUGUGCUCUAAAACACAUCAGGCUUGGUGGCACAAGCCAUGGAAUGCUAUAGCUCAAAGGUAGCAAACGUGGUACUCUGCACAUGUUUUGAACUACAAUUCCCAUGAUCGAUGUCUACUGGGGCUGAGGGGAGUUGGGAGCCCAGAAACAUGUGGAGGGUGAAUCGCAGAAUUCUGCCACAUGUCUACAAGUUAGGCAUCUAGCUUGUAAUUGUGCCUAUGCGUUAUAACUCUACAAAUGUUAUAAUAUCAAAAGCCUUAUACGGAUUCACCUUUGGUGUAAAGCAGGCAAAUCCUUUGGUAAUCGUACUGCCUUUGUUCAUGGUACAAAAGAGAAAUGUCUGUUACAUUCUGCCUGAGGUAUAUGCAAGGAGAGAGGUAACGGAAAGGGGAGGAAAUGCUGUCUGGAACGUCUUGUCUAUUAUCUGCUCCCUCUCCAUCUGUAGCAGAGAAGGGAGCUACCUCUCUAGCAAAGGUAUCUGAUGAAAGUCCAGGCAAAUAAUUGCCUGUUUGCAGUGCACAGAGGUUUUAUUUGCAUGAAACAUCUCAUGUUGUCCUUUCCCAGUCUUUGUUUUGUGUGUUUCCCUUUGCCUCCCUUUCAAGCUUCUAAGCUUCAAAGGCCAUGAAAAUUAAAUUUUAAUAGACUUGAACACAGCUGCAAAAGUGCAUCAGAUUGUACCAUCCCUAACAGCUGUUCAUAUGAGUCUCCAGAAAAUGCAAGCCUCUUCAAGCAGGUACACAUCAGAGAAAAUUAGGCAUGCCAUGCGCCCUACUCCUAUGCAUGUUUCCUUGGGACCAUUUUAGUGGCGGUUGCUCUCAAGAUUGUAAUUCAAGAUGGUUGGAGCAGGAGUUUAUAACUAGCAGUUUAGCCAUAAGGUGAAUCCUAUUGAUUGAAUGGAGCUUGCAAGUAAAUGUUUUUUAGGAUUGCAAAUAUAAGUUCUUAAGGGCAAUAAGAAGAGUCCGCUGGUUCAGAUCAAAGGACCAUAUAGUGCAGCAUCUUGUUCUCACAGUGGCCAACGAGAUGCCCGUAGGAAACCUGCAAACAGGACCUGAGCACAAGAACAUUCCUCCACCCCCACCCCCAGCGGUUUCAGCAACAUUACUGCCUCUGACUGUGGAAGCAAAUCAUAGUCAUCAUGGCUAGUAUGUUGUUGCAACAGAAUCCAUGAUCUGGACCUUGCGCAGAACAGAAGUGAAUAAGCUCUCCACCACAAGAAUGAAUUUCAGAGCUUUAUUGGAAGCAUUCCUAAAAUAGUUACAAACAAAUGUUACAAGAUACAAAGUAACACACUGCUCUUAAACAAUCAAGGAAUUUUGUCCCUUUUUCUUUUUAGUCCUUAAUUUAGUCCAAGAACUUUAUUAUCUGCUCCCAGAGAGAGAUCCUAAGCAACUUGCUUUAUCGCCCUUAGGUGUGCAAUACAUAUCUUCCAUUUCUGUACUGGUGUCUUCCUGUCUCUCACGCCUUCCAACUUCUAUCCUUAUCAUUAGUUGGUACUUGAGUCCCGCAAUCUCCCUUUCUUUUCAAGAGCAGCUUGAUGUGGAGUACAAUGGGCUACUCUUGGACUAAGCCUUGAGAUAAGACAACCUUGAAGCCAGCACAAUAUCUGUUGAAAACAAGGGGUUAAAUAGUUGGACUAUAUGCCUUAUAGUAUGGAUUUAAAUAUAUAUGGUAGAGAAUUUGUGUGGCCAUUGGUCUCUUUGGGCUUUAUACAAUUUUUUCAUCACUGAAAAAACCUGGAGCUCCUUCUGCCUGUGGUAUGUUUGUGGGUAACCUGCUCAGAUAUCAGACCAGCAUUUGCUUGGUAGGAAUAGAGUUGAAUAGGAAACUUUUGAUAUGAACAAAUUGAUCAAAAUACAUCCGCACACUGUGGUCCAGAUUAAAACAUAAAAGUUGAUUUGCCAUAACAGCAGGUGCUGUUAAUGUCUUUACAGUCCUCUAUGUACCUGUGCGAUUUUUUAUUAUCCCUUGACCUGGUGAUCCCAAUAUAUAUGUUGCUGACAGUUUUGGAUUGUCUUGUGAUUUAAGCAUUGUGGCCAAAGUUUUAGCUAAAUGGUUAUUGCAAAGGUUUUCCCUUGUAUAGGUGAUGGAAGGGACUGAGUGUUAGUUUGUUAUAACUAUUAGUUCUGAACUGCAUUUAAAAAGGUAAAGGACCCCUGACAGUUAAGUCCAGUUGCAGACGACUCUGGGGUUGCGGUGCUCAUCUCACUUUACUGGCUGAGGGAGCCGGCGUUUGUCUGCAGACAGCUUCCAGGUCAUGUGGCCAGCAUGACUAAGCCGCUUCUGGCAAACCAGAGCAGGGCACGGAAACGCCAUUUACCUUCCCACUGGAGCGGUACCUAUUUAUCUACUUGGACUUUGACAUGCUUUUGAACUGCUAGGUUGGCAGGAGCAGGGACUGAGGAAUGGGAGCUCACCCCGUCAUGGGGAUUCAAACCGCUGACCUUCUGAUCGGCAAACCCUAGAUGGCUAAUUUCAUGACUCACUUUACCAAUGCUUAUGUGACUCAUACCAUUAUGCUACCUGGUUGAGGGUGGGACUGCAGCUAAAUCCCCUAUGGCAGUGCUAAUGUAUCUCAAGUUUCUAGCAGGAAGAAGUAUUAUGAUGAUGAUACAGUGGAGCAAGUUUAAAUUGGUGAAGCGGCAGUAGCUAUGAUGAUGGGGAGAGAAGAGAGAAACAAUGGAGUUGUGGGCGCGGAGAGGAAGAAUCAGAAGUGGCCAGCUCAGUCUAGAUCCCCUUCUCCUUUGGCAUAGUUGCACCUCUCCUCUCCAUCAUAACAGUGCUAAAGAAUUUAUCUGCGGUAUAUAGUCCUAGAAGUCAGUGGUAACUAGGGAUUUCUAUUCCAAUCCAUCUCUGUCACAAUCAGUGCUGUUUCCGUUCUCUCGCAAUUUGAUUUCUGCCAAAGACAAAGUUUCAUUGUCUGCUAUUUUAUGUAAUUUUCAAAUUUAAGACAAUUAAUGAUGUGAUUAUUUCCACACCGCUCAUUUCAUUGCAACCUGCCACACAAUGGCCGUCAUAGAUGACAUCAGGUGUAGGGUGAUUGUGUUUGGCUUGUGAGGAUUUGCCUCAUGGGCCAAAUUAGGAUUCCUGUUGAGUCUAGUUUGGUCUGGAGGUUCUCAAGUCUUGAUAAAACAGGCUUGUAAGGAUAACUCAGAAAAUAUACAUUGGCACUGAACACUUGAAUGUGCUAUAGAGGUGCUAAAUAUUAAUGCUCUCUGUAUAUUAUCUGGUUAGAGCUGGUUAGAGAGACCAGUAUGACCGAAAGCAAUAUAACCUCGGAGAGAGGUUUACUAUCUUAAUUGGAAAUGGCUUGCAAAUAUAUUGGCUCCAGAAAACACAAGUACCGCCAUCCUGGUAUAUACCUGGACCAUAUAGAAAAUCAGUGAUGUGGGAAGCAGAGGGAAGCUUGUACUGACAAAGCAGGCCUUGUCUGUCACAAAGCAGUUACUUAGCUUUCGCAAAGAAUUCAAGUGUUCUUUUUUAAGAGAUCAAGCAUUGCAAUGCUAAUCUUAUAGUAGCCUGACAUUCAAUCAGUGAAUGACUUUGUGCUUCCAGGUAUGGGCAGUUUAUGGCAUGGACAGUUUAUGACAGUAACAGUCACUUAAGUUUCCAUCCUGCUGUGUGUGUGUGUGUGUGUGUGUGUGUGAGAGAGAGAGAAUUAUAAGUGGGUACACACACAAGUAUUUUGCCAUAGUCCAUUCCAGAGCUAGGUGUGGUAUGACAGGAUUGGAGGUAGGAGAUUUUGAGAGGGUGGGAAAGAAGAAAAUGUUAUGCUUGCCUGCUGGCUAAAUCAUGUGGUACUAGAGUUAGUACUGAGGUUCCCCUUGCAGCAUUCAUGAGUGAUACAGUGUUGGGCAGAGUAGUUUUAUGUCUCUCUGCUAGUGCUGUAUGGGAGAGUGCGGAGAGUGAAUUCCCAAUUUUUCUUCUGCUCCCCAUUUGAGAAUCUUCCCCAUAGAGUUUAAAUUGUUCUAUUGAACCAAUGCAUUUGGGUUAGAGAAAGUGCUUUCUCCUCUAUCCUCCCCUUCUUAUUAAUCACUCCCAAAGGACCAUUUAUGUUGCAAAGAGGGCACACCCAUAUUGGGAUUGAACUUGAAGGACGGAGAACAGUGGGUCAGCAAAUAGGCUCCAGCCGGUGUGCAGGCCUCAACCCUAAUUCUCUCCCCUCCCAUCAGGCCUCAGGUUGAAGGGAAGCGAGUGUCAUCCCUUGGAACGAAUGGUCAUUUAACCCACCGAGGGCUUGUAUUUCCUAUUUCAUUUUAUGUCUACCCACCCGCCUCCUGUCUUUGUUGAUGGAGGUGACUGUUUUUGUCACUCUCAGACUUCUUAACUGUUCCUUACGUCAUUCUUUUCCUGUAGGAGGACUUGGUUGUUGUUUUUGCUUUUCGAAGAAAAACAAAACACCCAGAACCAGAAAGGAAAUGCAUACUUGGCAAAGCUCCAAAGCAUACAGAGCCCUCUCUGCCUUGUCUCUGUCCCAGUUUGACUUCGGCUCCGCUUCUGAUCAACACAAAGUUUACUAUUAGAGGGAAUGAAUAUGAUUAAAAUAAAGUUUGGAAAUUAUUUGUCGAGAAUGUAACAAGGAUGUUGGCCAGUUGCUUGUUUUAUUCUUGCCCAUGCUUUAAUGGUUGGGGCACAUGUGAUUUGUUUUUGUUUUUGUUUGAAAUUUAUAGUAUCUCCUUUGCAUAAGCGAUAGCAUUCUUACUCACGGCUAGAUUUCCCUCCUUUAAAUAUGCUGCUCUAGAUCUGAGGCAAUAGCCUAAUUCCUUUAGGAUGACUUUUGCUAUUUCAAAAUAAUUGAAAGCUGUUGGUGGGGGGGGGAUAACUCACUGGAAGAAAUCCCAGUAGAGAAGCCUGAGGCGUUAGAGGAGUGGGAGGAUGUUGGCUUUCCUACCAGGAUACGCUUUCUGUCUUGUUGAACAAUCGUUCUAGAGAAAUGAGAUGCUAUUACUCUGCCACUGGGUUUCUGAAGCAUUACCAGCAUGCUCACACAAAAAGGCUGUUUUUAAGCAAAUGUUUCCCUUGUUUCAACUCUUUGUGCUUCAUAUUUGCUGGAUAUUCAUGGGAAUAAGCAGAGAAUAGUCCACUCCGUUUGAUUGGGAGAGCAGUUCAGGAGAUGAGUGAGACUUAGAUUAAUGCAAAAUCUACGUAGUUUACCACAGAAAUGUGCUGCACAGAUUCCCUCUUGGCCCACAGAAGCUGGUAUUUCAGAGCAUACUACCCCAACCAGUGGAGGGAAAAUAUAGCCAUUGUGGCUAGUAGCCUUUGAGAGUCUUAUCCUUCUUGAAUUUGCUAAAUUCUUUUAAAGCCAUCCUGGUUUCUUGUGGAAACAAAUUCCAUAGUUUAACUAUGCACUGUUCAGAACCAGCUUUGGUUCUGAUAAACUUACAUGAGCCAGCCAGGAUUAAGCGACAGUUUUCUGAGUGCUAGGAAUUGGGCUUACUCUAUUUUCCCUGACUGAGAAAAGCCGUCUUUCUUAAUGGAAGUAGACUGUAGACAGAGGAACAUGAAGCAACGCAAUCUCUGCAGGUUUGUCUGGGCGAUUUGUAUCCAGGUUAAAGUUAAUCCCAACCUUGCCUGACUAGACAUGUCCCUUUCUCAGGGAUCUCCGUUAUAGGUGCCCAUUAGAGACCAAAAUUAAGCAGAUGGUAGCCUUGGGGUAUUGUUACCCAACAUCACCAGGAAAUAUAUCCCUGCACCAAACAAGGUGUGAAAACUGUACAGAGUCCAUACCUAAUGCUUUUCCCCUUUGUUCAUGCCAAUGCAGAUGUGAACACAGAAUAGGAUGAGUAUGUCAUCAAACUGCACCAGCUGUUCUAAAUCCUGGAAGAACUAACCUUUCACUAGCCAUUGAACAGUGAAUGAAGAGCUGCAGACUCCACACCAGCCCCCCCCCCCCCAAACCAGUGCCCCAGUUGCCCUGGGAUUGCAGAAGCAAGGGGUUGGGGAUCUUUUGUCCUCUGCCAACAGCCAGACAAACCAGGUCUCCUUCGGACAGCUGAAAAUAAUGCCAAUGUAUUUUGUGUCUGGCAGUGUAGUGUAUUCUGACCAAACUAAGCCUCCUGAUGUAUAUUGUGCUCUAGGAGACUUAGUUUGGUCAGAAUCUAGUACACACUUCCAGAAUUAACACAAAACACAUAACUUCUUGUAAAUGAGCCACCAUAGCUGCUAGGGGGCCAUGAAAAUUUGUGUCCCGGUCUUUGUAGACUCGGCUACCCUUGUGCUAUCUGAAACCAAUAGGGCACAUUGAUUGCCAGAUGUGAUUUUUUUUCAGUUUUCCUGCCCCACUAACUAGGUUGUAAGCCACCUUGAAGAUCAUUUGAUCAAAAUGCAUGGGUGUAUAAAUAAAAUCAUGAUUAUCAACCUCGUUCUGACCUGUUUGCCAUUCCUGCUACUGUGCUUUUCAUCCUUGCCUUUCAAUUCAGCUACACAUUUCUACACAUGUUCCUAAUUCAUCAGUGCAUUUAUUGGCUUUUGAAAAUGAGCCAGCCUCACCCUUUGGAGAUUCUAGUUGUACCAAGUGACAGUUUUCUUUCAUUUUUCUAGGUUGCAACAUUUCCCCACUAACUACAUGGUCUGUACAUUUGGCACAAGGAAUACUGUAUAUACUCAAGUAUAAGCUGACCCAAAUAUAAACCGAGGGACCUAAUUUUACCACAAAAAACUGGGAAAACUUAUUGACUCGAGUAUAAGCUGGUUCAACACACCGCAAACCUGGCGCUGGCGGCAGUGGCGGAGGAAGAACAAGCAGCCCAAAAGGGCUGCUUUCGGGCGGCUCGUUCCUCCGCCAGCGGCAAAGGCAGCAGAGGAGGAAGGAGCAGUAUAAUAUACUCAAGUAUAAGCCAAGGGAGGCUUUUUCAGCAUUAAAAAUGUGCUGAAAAAGUCGGCUUAUAUUCAAGUAUAUACGGUAACUUGAACAAAUAGAGUCAACUAGAUUACUUCAUAAUCCACACUUUAACAAGAAUUCUGUUGUUUUGAAGCAACAAAGUAAAUAACUAAGUCAUAAGCAUUCACAACUUACAUAUGUUUUAGAUUGCAGUUUUUUGUUUACUAUGACUUCUAUGUCAGUAAUGGGCUUUUUUGUCCCUAUUGUGUUUAUUCAUGAGCAACUCUGUGUUGCUUGCCAGUAGUCACUUACCCCAGACCUCAAGUGACCCAUUGCUGAGUUGGGAUUUGAGCCCUUGCCAUCCACGGCCAGCACUGUAUCCAGCUGGACACAACUGCUUUCAGUAUGACUUAAUGUCAUGAGAAUUCGCCCCUCCCCAACAUCCAUUGCUUGGAUAGAUAUAAACAGCUUAAAACACAGUGCAGAGAAAAUUGAACAAUUUUUCUUUCAAUUCAUUUUGGUGUUCUUAACUUGCUUUGUCUGUCAUUUUUACUAAAUCUCCAAACCCAGAAUUCUGGGACUUCCAAGAACUUUUUGCAUUAAAUCACUAGUAGGACUUUUGGGGGAAAUGGCCAUAUAAAAUAUGCGGUGGUGGUAGCACAGGUGGAACAGUGCUAUUUAAAAGUCUUCCUUUUCCUCUUGCAAUCAUGGUAUAUCUAGGAGGCUGAAGACAUAAAUUGUGGAAUAGAUUUUGUUAACAGUGUUAGUGUGAUUUAUGCCUCAGCUUUUGGUGCUGAGGUGAGUCACUUUGUGACAACCCACUACUUCAAAGGAGAUGGGAAAGAAAUCGGAGGAGAAAGGAUGAAUGGCAGAAAGAAGCAACUUGUCCAGGGGCAAAGUUGGAAGGCUGAAUUGUACUUGCACAUAAUUUUUGAAACCUGCAGAACGUGAAGAAAUUAACUUUAGAAAAGCAAAAAUGACUACAGCAAGAUACAGUUAUGGCAAACAUACAGUGAACAUAGGUUAAUUUUGCUGUGUUCCAGUUGUUGUUGUUGACAAAUAGGCAACGCAUAAUACCAGAAGUUAAGGGAAAGAGGUAGAAAAUUGAUUUUCAGGGUAUAGAAGGGAUUGUGGGAAUAUAGUUGUUUUCUUUGAAAUGACUGGGUGUCCUUAAAAACUGACACCAAGGGUGGUGAACCUGUGGUUCUCCAAAUGUUGCUGGACUCUUAAUUCCCCUCAGCUCUGCUGGUUGCAGAGUUUCACUCUAAGUUUUUGUUACUGGUUCUAUUAUGUAUGAGUCAGUUCAAAAAGUGAAUCUUUUUUACAUAGUGCUCUCUCUCUCUCCUUUCUAACGGACUCGUUAGGAGAGAUGGAACAAACCACCAUACAUGGUUGUGCUACAAACUGCUUUAGUUAUAAAUCAAGAUGGUGUAGAGAAGGAAUUCUGCUUGAUUUAGCAUAUGUUAUGACCUAGAGAACCAGCUUGUGAGUAGAAGAGAACAAAUAAGGGGGAAAGCUUGAUUUUACAGAGCAUGUUACCAAAAAUAGAGAGGCACUACCUUUGCUGUAAUUUUACCAUUUUAAGUGUAUGUCAAAAUAGUCUGUUUCUGUAUUAGUACUGACUGUUACAGUAUAGAUUGCAGCCAUUUAAUAAACCUGGAGGACAUGAGCUUAACAUAUUAAUGAUCUGUAAAAUGAUGAAACAAAGAUAUCUAUGUCUAAAGCAGACUGUGGCUAAAGCAGAUUUAUAUAAGGAUUCAGUGACAGCGAAAGAGGAGACACUGAAAUUUCAUAAUUAUGGUUGCUGUGUUGGUGUCCAAGUGUAAGCUAUAAGAUGAUACAGUGAUCCAUUUGAACUCAUUGCUUGGCUGGAUUAACUAAGGGAAUUGAAAAAGGAAGAUGAAAGUCAGUACAGAUAAAUGCGGGGUAUUACAUGGUGGUAUGUGUGAGACCUUCCCUUUGCAACCUUUAAAGUGCUGAAUUCAUCGUUACCAUUCAGAGUACUGCUGCUGUCAAAAAGACUAUGAAGAAGGUCAUCGGUUAUGGAAAGAUGAACUACCAUGCACUCUGCUUGCCUGCUCAUAAAUUAUAAUGCAACUAGAAAAGGCAGGCUAACAGUGCAAUCCUGUGCACAUCUACUCAGGAGUAAGUCCUGCUGAAUUCAUUGGGACUUGCUCCCAGAUAAUAAUGUUUUCAAUUUCACCCCCAAAAGGCCAAGCAUGUGACCAUAGGAUAUCAGACCCUGAUCUUAUUUGAUUCACUUGGGGAAACCCAGCCAGAUAAUUAUAAUAAUAUUUGGUGUGUUUUUGGCAGAAAGAUUUCCACCUAGAAUAUUAACACCUGCCACACAGGUUUAUGAUUACUUAUUUUGAGCAAAGUUGCAUUUUCUUGAACAGAUAGGUAGAGUAAUCCAUUUGGAGUUUAGCAAUGCAGUGUAGUGCAAGGCGAAUGAAGAACUAAACAAAGCGAAGAUGGGGAAAUACUACAUGGUAAAAUCUCUUUGUAAACCACUUUGAGGUUUGUCGGUUUGUUAGUUGCAAUCAAGAAGUGUAUGAAACAGAUAAAGAGAUAAAUAAACGAUCAAGUAGGAAUUAGUGUCCUUCGUUCAAGUAUUAGAGAAUAAGUCCCACUGGAUUCAACAGAACUUCAGCAGACAAAGUUAGUGUUGCAGCCAUAGUCCUUAAACCUGUUUUAUUCAUUCUUUUCGCUGGUAACUUCAGGAGGGAAAGUGGGGGGUUGCCUAUGAAGUAGCUAACUUAAAUGGACAUUGAGGAAUUAUGCAGGAUGCGUGGAAUGAUGUCCUGAAGAUGAAUAAAAGAAAUGGAAUGCAAAAUAAUAAAAUGAAUAAAAGAAAUGGAAUGCAAUCUAGUAGCACCCAGUGUUGUGUCAUAUGCUUUGGGGGCUAAAGCAUAUUUUGUAUCAGUGGAAAAAUGAGAAAGGAUCUAGGGAUCCUGGUGCAUUUCAGGGUUACUGAACCAGCAGUUUUGUGUGGCUGUAAAGGAGAUGAGGGAAAUUCUUGAAUGUUAGGUAGGGGUGUUUUUUUUUCCAGGGAUAAGGAAGUUCUGAUAGCAUCGUAGAUGGCACUGGUUCCUUUUGAAAGCUACAACCAGUUCUUGUCAUCUGUGUUAAAAAGGAUGCAUUCACAGUCUGCUAAUUCCGAAGAAUGACUACAAAGUCUUGCACUGAACUAUCCAGACAUUGUGCAGUUCCUCUGUGGUUUUACACUUCCCCUCAAGUACUUAGAUCAAUGAAAGUUAUGUUAAAUUUAUUAAGGUGAAAGUUGAAAUAUAUGGAGGAAGUGGGGAGAGGUACCAGUGGCUUUACUGGAGCAAAAAUAAAAUAAAAUGCAGUAUUGUUACUUUAAACUUCGUAUAAAGAAUUAUUGUGUCCUUUGAGGAAGCCUUUGUGAGUAGAAGUCUCUACUCUUCCAUUGUCUGUAGCUUCCUUUUCAUAUCUAUCCAGGGAAAUCCUUUGAUUGCUGCAGAAGUGCAUCCUCUUUUUAUCACAUUAAAUUCUUUUCAGAUUUGUCAAGCCUCUUGUUUGUAUGAUAUAGAUUCAGGAAAGGAAAUGAGAGAUCCAGAGGCAACUGUAAAUCUUGUAAGUCCAAACAUUCAGCGGAUAACUCUGGCAAGAUACUUCUCUUAGCGCUGAAAUGAAUUGGCAAUUCAGGUGAAUUCAGAAGCUGUAUAGAAUUGGUGCAGUUGAGCAGUUCGAAAACGGCACCAAAUGUCACAAAAGGAGAAGUGCUGCUGGAAAAGUGUAUUGAGAUUUCCUGUGGGUGAUCUUCAUUUAUUUCUUAAUUUAUAUCAUUAUUGAUAUCCUGCCUUUCCCCCUGACAGGAACCCAAAGCAACUUACAGCUAAAACAGAAACAGGUGAAACAUAGGGGGGGAAAGCUUUCAUUUAAAAAACAACAUUUAAACAUACACACACAAACAUAUAGAUCAUUACAAUAAAAACAGGACAGCAAUAGCCCUUUCAAGUCAACAAGGAGGGAGCCAAUCGUAAUUCUCUAGGAAGGGAGCAGCCAAAGUCUGGGAGCAGCCACUGAGAAGGCCCUGUCCUGCGUAUCUACCAAACAUGCCUUUGAGGGUGGUGGGACCAAGAUAAAGAGGCUCCCCUGAAUAUCUCAGAGCCCAGACAGGUUCAUAUGAGGGAAUAUGGUCUUCUGGAUUUAUAGACCUAUUCUGGUGAGAUGAGGCUGAAUUUAUAUCCAAAUGAUCAAUGAACACAUAAACCAAUUUGUGCUGUUUCUUAGGAACUGAGUGUGUCGUCCAAUUUUGAUGCCUGCAUGGCUAACCCGAUUUACAUAAGAUAAAGAAAAUCAUGUGUAAAAUAUGUAGUGCAGAGACCUUUGAGUGUUGCUGGACCCCACUGCCAUCACCUCUCACUGUUUGUCAUACCGACUAGGGCAGCCAAAAUUCAGAAGGCCACAGAUUCCCAUUUCUUGGUGUAGCAGUGCAGGUUUUUACCACUUGCAGGAGUGUUGGCAAAGGUUGCAGGAGAUGUUUUUGAAUAGCACUCUCUUGGAAGAGUUGGCGCUGAUCAUCCCAAAACGAGCCAUUCUAGGGAAACGUGUUUAGUGUGAGCUUCCAAGAUGAAAGGCAUUUGCUGCUGCUGCUGCCAUGAACAUUUUAUCACAAAUUACUACACAAGCGUGAAUGUAGUGGGAGGGAGGGGAGAGUAAAAUUAAAGGCACGGCUUGGUUGCAUCUCCCAACCAAAGCCACAUGACUGGCUGGUGUUUGAUGGUGUUCUGUGGAGACCUUUUUCCUACAUGGCAUGGAUGGCCGAUUCCCACAGAUGCAAAAGUUGGAAAAGUUUAGUGCUGUGGAUUUGAAUGGAGGGCUCUUUGUGACAUAUUUUUAAAGAGCAUCUGAUUAACAUGAAGAGCCUUUCUCAUAAAGGUGUUUUUGCUAUUGAAGGGAGGAGUGAAGGGUAGGAGUGAUUACCUAUGGUAAAUAUCUAGGGAAAGGGUAGAAACAAGCAAAUAAAGAGGGGCUAACAGUGCAGCUGCACAUCUGAAUUUGGAAGUAAAGCCAGUGUUACGUGGAGAUGCAGAAGUUUCAGAUGCCCCCAGCCCUUUGUUCCACUUGUUGUCACUCUGAAGAUCGAUUUCUCACACAUAACAUAUAAUUAGGUUUGAUGGCAUAUUGUUUACAUCUUAUUUUACAGAGCUCAUGAUUAUUUUCAAACGGUCUUCAAGAUGACUGCUAACCUUCUCUAGAGAUAACGAAACAUUUGGCUGGCACGAGAAGGGGGCGAAGAGCCGCAGUUCAUUCUGCUUUGAAACCAAGAUGGCAUUUUUGAAAAUAAAGGGAUUAUUUUCUAGUCAAGACUAUUUCAUGGCAGGAACAGUUGCCUUAUUGAAGAAUCUGCUGAAUAGGCCUGAGGUCAGGAUGCAGUUGGAAGUUAGAAAAUUCUGGAUGCGUUGAAGCAGACACUUAAAAGAGUCUGCUUUUUUGUGUGAUAUCUCCUGUUGUAAUGAUGCUCUAGCCUUGGGAAGUUACUGGUAGCUGUAAUGCGUUGUAAUGCAUUCUUUUCCCCCCUGCUAGAAUUAAAUUUGUGUUUAAAAAUCUUAGUCAGAAUGCACUGAUGGAAAUGGGGAAUAGCCAAACUGUUCUAAAUGUGAACUGUGGUGAGUUUGCAUGGAAUGUGUUUUACCUUACAUAUGGAAUGCCUAGCUCUUUACAAUUAUUAGAAAGUAAUGGAUAUCUAUUCCAUUUAAAUAUGCACCAAUGAUUGUUUUUAACCAUUUCAAAUAAAUUAGGAAUCACCUCUGUGAUAAAAUUGGUCUUAAAUAGGGACAUAAAGAACUGCACUCAGAAAAAGUAUGAUGGAAAUUAUGGAUUCUCGGAGGUAAUGGGGGAAUUCCAGUCCAAAAACACACACAAAAAGGCAAAUGGUUAGUAAUACAAAAUGACACUUUGGAAGUGUGUCAGGCCUUUCACUCAUCUGGUCAAGUCAGUGGGGCUACAUUACUGGAAGCGGUUGGUGAAUCACUUCCUUGGUAUGGCAAAAAUGCAAGUUGCGUUGAAGGCUCUACCCACCCCCAUCCCUGCCGGUUGAUAAAAUAGUACUACAGCCUUAUUCAUCCCAAUAGCUGCGUUGAGUAAUCAGAAGUUUGGAUAAUUGAGCAUGCUUUUUUCACUGGUUAACCAAGACUUUCAUGGUGGCAGAAAGUGCAAUUAGAUGAGUAGGGAUUUUGUACAAUGAAGGAAACAUGUGUUUCAUAGGUUUGCUGUGCAGUCCUAGGCUUAUUCAAUCAGAAGCAAGCCCCACUGAGUUCAGUGAGACUGACUAGAAUGCAAAUGUAUCAGGAUCGCAACUCUAAUAUCUAGUUAUUCAUUGGCUGUAAGUGGUACCUCUGGUUACGAACUUAAUUCAUUCCAAAGGUCCAUUCUUAACCUGAAACCGUUCUUAACCUGAGGUACCACUUUAGCUAAUAGGGCCUUCCGCUGCCGCUGCACCACCGGGGCAAGAUUUCUGUUCUCAUCCUGAGGUAAAGUUCUUAACCCGAGGUACUACUUCUGGGUUAGCGGCGUCUGUAACCCGAGGUGUUUGUAACCCGAGGUACUGCUGUACAGACUUUGAGCUAUUUGUAUUUUUUUUCUUAUCUGGCAUGUACUUUUUUUACUUCACACUUUACUUAAAUCCCAUUUAUUGGGGAGUUAUAAUUAUAAUUAUAUUCCAAGGGGAUUAUCCAGGUUGUUAUCAUGACACAUCUUUUGAUAAAAUGCUGUCAUAAAGAAUUCCGGAGCACGAACACAUCCUUGAGUUAUUUAAGUGAUUCUGGGUUUUGCCUGUUCCUUCCCACCCCCACCCUAAGAAUUGCAAAUCUUGUGAUCAGAGAGAACCAUGCUGUUGGGGGAGGGGAGAGCUGCCUUUCCUUGAAGGGCUAUUUCUUUAUUUCUGAAGCUUUCAUAGCUCUGAAGCUGUACUUACUGUUAGUAUAUGCUCUCACCCCACAACCGGUUUUGGUGGGGAGGUUAUGGCCUGCUUCCUAGCACUGAUGCAAGGACUCAGACAUCUACCACCAUGACGUUUUGUGUGGGGGCAAACGAGGUAGACAGUCUGGUUUGGUUUGGGUAGAUGGUCCUGCAAUAUCUUGUAUUCAUACAGUGAAUAAUCAUGUAGCCUCCAAGGAAUGAGGGGUGAGCAAGCACCUCUGAUCUUGCCAAGAGUUGCUGGUUCAAUUUCAGUUCACUUUAGCUUUGGACUUAACUGCUUGCUAGAGUAAACAAACUGGAUACUGACUUGAAUUCAGGAAUGUUAUUUCAGAGAUCAUGCAAAGAGGCUCUUACUGGGUGGUUUUGUGAUUGUGUACCGUCUCAUAAUGAGAGCAUCCACUUGUUGCGCACUCAGCCAUGGAAAUGAAUGGCAUUUGCACAAGAGAGUAAUGGUGGUCUGUGUAUCUGCAGUACCUUCCAAUAGGGCUUGUACAGACCAGGAGCAUUGCUGCGAAUAGUUGUUACUAGAACUUUAGCUGGGAUUGCGCUUGGUACUAAUAAAACCUCUAUUCAGAUUUCACAGAUAUUCUGCUGGGCGUAUCCAACUCCUGUUAAACUUGAAAUUCCCUGUUUAUGGCCAUGUUGGGUAGCUGCACAAGCGUAAUCCAGACGUGCUUGUCGUUGGCCUCAGCACUUGAACUGCUGCAUUUGUUUACAUGUUAAAAGGCUUAAUCAAAUAUUAAAGUGGCUGCAAGUGAGUCUGCACUCCCUGACAACACUGGAAAAAGAAUUCCCUAGCGACCUCGUUUUAGUACAUACUGUGAACACUUCUUUGUGUACACGCAAACACACAUACACACAAACACAAGUUCCUUUGCUGAAAAACAAAACUACCCAUAUAGAAUAUAUUUCUGGAUUUUAUGUGUGUUUAUUAUAAUUCUCCUUUCUUUUUCUCCUUGCAGGUGCAUUUUGCUGCCUCUUCUCGGAGCCAAGCCCCCUCAACAAAGUCUCUUCCUCCUUGUAGAUUCUGUGGAUGAGGGAUGUAACAUUGCAGAAGGCGACCAGACAUCUACGGGCUUAUCUGGAACUAUAGCUGAGCUUCUCGCUAGUCACUAUGAGUUUUUCCCUCCAUGGUUGCUGCUCCUGUGCUCUGCCCGGAAGCAGAGCAAAGCUGUUACAAAAAUGUUUACCGGUGAGUACAAAUACUAAUGAAAACUUAGCUUUUGGAGCCUCAUGUGUCAAAUCCUUUUCUGAAAUGUUUAACUCAUCACUAAAUUUCAGCAAUUAACUUUCUGGAAUCUCCAUUUUCUUGGAGCCUUUACCCAGUUGACAGUGGUUAUUGUACAUAGUGCUGCAUGGGUGUAUCUACAUGGAUGCUGAUAUAUUGUAUGGGGUUUAUUGUGCUGUUCUUCCCCAGUAAAAGAGUGCAUGAAACAUGACAGCAUUGAAGACUUGAAUCCACUAUUCUGGUGUGUGUGCAGCAUUUUUUUUUUCUGUCUAAAAAUCUAGAUUUGUCAUCUUCUUUUCUGGGAGUUGAGGAUUACCUUUUGCAAGCUCACUGUAUGGGUGUAGCUGUACUUGAUCCUGGGAGUAUGCUGUUGGCAGACUAUUGGGAAUCUUCUACAACUUGUUGUUCCAGUCUUUGCUGAAUUGUGAGCUCAUUUCAUCACUCCGCUGCUAUUGUUCGUGGGAUUUUUCUUAAAUGUAGAGAAGCAUAAACACUGGAUUCCCAGCCUUCAUGUGAAACCAGCUUGAAACCAGGCAAUGAGCGUAAUAAAACUACAGUUAUAAUAAAGCCUUAACAGUAAGAAUAAAUAGAUUAAAAACCCCUUGUCUCUUCACCCUUACAGCAAAACUAGAUGAUGCAUUUGGUUAUGAUAAUUUGAUUUCAAAAAUUGAUAAAGAUUAUUACAGUGGUACCUCGGGUUAAGAACUUAAUUCAUUCUGGAGGUCCGUUCUUAACCUGAAACUGUUCUUAACCUGAGGUACAGCUUUAGCUAAUGGGGCCUCCUGCUGCCGCCGUGCCGCCAGAGCACGAUUUCUGUUCUCAUCCUGAAGCAGAGUUCUUAACCUGAGGUACUAUUUCUGCGUUAGUGGAGUCUGUAACAUGAAGCAUCUGUAACCUGAAGCGUCUGUAACCCGAGGUACCACUGUAUUAUUAAUUUCUUAAAGGCAUUAGUAAUGCCACUGACAACUUUUCUCCUGGGGCAAGCAGGAACUUCAGGGGUGCUGUGUAUAUACACUAGGUCUAAAGUGGGAGAGAGGAGAAGGGUUGAAACAGUCUGAAUGCACCAUAGUCAAAAUCAAGCAUGCCUCCCUAUGUCUCUUUAGAGGAGAUUUAAAAACUGAUGUGCAUUUAAUUGUGCAAUCGCACAGUUAACAUAUGGUGUUAGACAGUGCUAUUUUUGUAGAAAAAGAGGUGCUGGAACUCACCACAAAUGCCAUCCUUGUUCUCUUACAAUGGCAAUGGCGCCCACCUGAGUUGCAGUGAGUGCUGGCUGAAAAAAACCUUGGCGUUAGAUAUGGUGAAGUCUAAUGUUGUGUGAGUGAACAUCUCCUUUCUCCCCUCCCAACCUGCAGUGCCUAUGGUGAGAGGAAGUUCUUUGUGUUAGGAGAAAUUGGUUCUGUUCUUGCAGUGGCGUCAUUGGUUUGAGCCAUAUUGUCUAGUUCGACCCUAAAAUCUCCUCUUUGGCCUCUGUGUGCCAUGCCAACCUGUCCUCCAUGGCUGAUUUGUUCUGUCACUAUGGGAUGUUGCAGGAAAAAGGGUGCAAUGGUGCUUUGACUAUCCAUGACUUAAGUUGAUUUGCUAUCCUUAAGAGUCCUGGGCAGUCUGUUAUUAUCAUCAUCAUUUGUUAAAUUUGUAUCCCACCCUUUCUCGCAUGGGAGCCCAGCAAAAUAUUUAAACGGUGCAAUUUCAAAUCAAUUAAAAACGUUUAAACGCAAUCACAUACCCUGACAGUUAUUUAUUUCACGGUUGCCAUAACCAGUAUAUCUCGGCCAUCUCAUACCUGCGUAAAUGGGAAUAUUUUCACGUAUUUCAAAAAAAUCAGUCAUGAGAGAGACAGGCACACCUCACCAGGAAGAGCAAUUCUGCAAACGAGGAACCACCACACGGAAGGCCAUGUCCCGGGUCAAUGCCAACUUGGUUGGCAGCAAUGCAGGAGUUUUGGGCAAGGCGUCUGAGUGGUCAGUUGGACUUAACAGGAGUUCUGGAUCUAUGAAUGACUUUUGUCAAACUUAACCUGAGCUAUCAUUUCCUGUAUGGCAAGAGCUUUUGAACGGCACCGUGUUUGAGUGAAUUUCUUGAGCAGUUUCAGAUCCUUUCAGUGAAAAGUGACAGGUUCCCUUUGCUGUUUAGGCAUACAAUUGUACCUUGUUGAUAAGCAUAGUAGCUUCUGCAGGGCCUGCAAUCCAUCUGAUAACAACUUCCUUGAAUGGAAUAUUUUAUUAGCCCAUAUGGAUGUUUGAAAAGAAGGUGUGAACUUGAAAGCAUACAGCUACUGCAUUUUUGCUUUGCAUCUCAUUUCACUUUUUCAUCUUUGAAGUAUUCUUUUCCCUCCAACUCCCUUCCCCCAAAGGUAUGAAAGGUUACAGGAAAAAAUGAAUGGAUUAUGCUUCAGGGGCGCAUCUUUCAUUUCUUCAACCUUCGUAUAACAGCCUCACCCAUUGAACCUGGUUGCUUCUGAUACUUGCUAUAGGCACAUCAUUCAGGGUUGCAGCUGAUCUUUCAGUCUCUGAUAAAAAGGUCUUGUUUCAUAAUUGAUUUAAAUCCUUUUCCCCUUCACUAUUUCAUAUAUUUCUAAAAAAAAUGAGGCAUGCAAAUUUGGUUGAUUCACUUAAUUUAAUUCACAAGUUAAUGGAGCGUGUGUAGUGUCUUGUAUAUACCGUAUUUUUUGCUCUAUAAGACUCACUUUUUCCCUCCUUAAAAGUAGGGGGAAAUGUGUGUGCGUCUUAUGGAGCGAAUGCAGGCUGUGCAGCUAUCCCAGAACCCAGAACAACAAGAGGGAUCACUGCUUUUGCUGCGCAGCGAUCCCUCUUGCUGUUCUGGCUUCUGGGAUUCAGAAUAUUUUUUUUCUUGUUUUCCUCCAAAAACUAUGUGCAUCUUAUGGUCUGGUGCGUCUUAUAGAGCGAAAAAUACGGUAAUUUUAUACAUGCACAAUGGGCUUUUUCUUAUAAGUAGCUGCAGCAGCCAUGAUUGCUUUCCUCUGUAGCCUGAGAAUAAAUAUGUGCAUUUGCACUGUGAGCAGCAUUGUCCUCUCCUCUUUUCAGUGUUUUCUUUUUUGUUCCUCCUGCUGCUGCUACCGUAUUGCAUAAUUCUCCUGCCUUCCCUCAAUCCAUCCCUUUCCUAGAUACAAAAAAGGAGGUAACAUUUCAGAUAUGUUGCUUCUUCCAUCCAAUGUGUACACAUGUGUCUUUGUUUAAGACAACUGAAGGUCGAGAACUUUCCAGAAGUAUGUUAGUAUGUAGUUGGUUACUGGGUGGAGCAGUUUAUUUUCAGAAGAUGAAAAGGGAAGGUUCCCCUUCUUUAUAGGCAAACACACUCAUAAUUUUGAGUAGUGAGCAAAUUGCAGAGCUCAGGCAAUUUGAAAUAUAACUUUUGCAUAGUUUUCAUAGCAUGUAUUUUACAGCAUGCAUACAUUUUUGUCCCUUGCAAGAGGAAAGGAUCAUAGCUCAGCAACAAAGGAGGAGGAGGGAGGAAUUCAUUUGGUCUGUUUUUUUGGGAAGACCAGUCUGAUAUGAUGAUGCCGAAUUUGCUUGUGGGUCGGAAUGCAACUCCUAUUCACAUUGCUCUCUUCUUUCUCUCAUUUUUGCAAUGCAGUUUUAGUGUGCAAAAAGUGCAUGCAAGUAGAUGCAUUUUAUUUAUUUUCAAAGCAUUGAAAGGAGCAUAUUUUCUGGAAGAAAAAAAAGUGCUUACAAAAUGCAUGCCAUUUAAAUGUUUUGUGGAUUCUGAAAAAGAAAUGCACACAAAACAGAAUGCAAUGAAGCUACAAUUGAGUGCCAGUGAGACCAAAUGGAACAGAGUGGCCUGUACAGCCCCACUUACUUUACCUCUAGAUUUCCCAGAUUCUUGUCACCACCAUAAAACACUGCCUAAAUAUUGGAAAUAUACAGACAAAGAAAAAUCAAAAUCAAAACAACCUGUGGGCUGAAAAGUCACCUACAAAUAGGAAGAUAGCUAUGUACAAGAAGUGACAGUUUUAGGCUACAAAUUCUCAAUAUUUGGGAUGUAAACCCAAGUAUCUAUGAUGUGAACAUAUAAAAAGCUGUCAUAUCAAAUUGGAACAUCCGCCCACUGAGCAUAGUAUCAUCUGCUCUGACUGACAAGUGUUAUUCAGUGUCUCAAGUACAGAAAGCACAUGAACUACCACUAUGGAUGGACUGAGAAGCACAAUUCUCCCCUGAGUUUUAUGACAAUGCAUGGGAUUCUGAGUGAAGACACUUCCUACAUUAAAAUUAUUAUGGAAGUCAUUAAUAACAUUAGCUAUAGCCAAUGUCAAAGCAUUUUAGAAGUCAUAUUGAUGGAUUUGCACUGUCCAGUUGAUAUCAGUGGGGCUUAAGUGUUUAAUCUUUCCUUGAUUUUGCCUUCUUAUUGAAAAAUUACUUACUGUACUAUGAAUGCAGUAAAUUAAGUUUGAGAUUAUGCAAUUCACAUCUGUAACCCUUGGUAACAAUUUUGUUCCAAUUUGUGAUCGUUAUGAAUAAAAAAUGAUUAAGUUCAAAAUAUGUCCAUUGAAAUGAAUGCUAGAAAAAGCAUUUUGUACUUGACUGUAAGUGUUUAUAAACAGUUACAUUUUUAAAAAGAAGGCAUUAAAAUACCACCUGUGCCUCAAAGCCAAGUAGCUUCAAUAAGCGUCUGAUUCUAAAAUACCUGAAGCUAUUAAUUUAUCAUGGUAUACUUGCUUGCUUGCCAAGUGUCAAGUUUCUCAAAGGAAGUUAUUUUUAGAUGUUCAUCCAACACAUUUUUAGCAGGCAAAUUCAUUUUUACAAUAUUUCUGUUAUUAGCUUGCCUUUUAUUUUGGAAAAAUAAUCAAAGUUGCAUCUAGACUAUUUCUAAGCUGUCCAGAUGCAUUUUUAAAAACUAUUGUUAUUUUCACAUUUUAUCCCUACUAAUAGGGACAUCAUAAAAUAUGCUGCAUGUUAGCAACUUAAAAUAAAUCUUUCUUAGCAGUGGCAACAAAUGAUGUUUAACAACUUUCCUGAUAAGUAAAAAGAUUUAACAGUUGAAACUAGCUAGCACUGUAUUGGGAAGCAAGACAAAACUUUUUAUUAAAGCAUUGGUACAGUUCCACCAUGUUGGUAAGUGCUAAUUAAAUUCCAGAAUGGAGAGAAGAGACAGCAUUACAGGUAUUUUUCAGUGGCUUGUUCAGUAUGAUGCAGUCAUAUGGUCCUCUGUGUAAUUCAUUCAGCUGAUCUACAGGAGCUUCAUGGGACCAAAUUAGCCAACCUACAAAACCAUCAUAUGGGUCUUCUUCUUCUUCUUCUUCUUCUUCUUCUUCUUCGAUCACUCGUAGCCGAGUAAGAUUGUUUUCCAUAAACACCGUUUUAACAAUGAGUCCAUAGGUGACUGUGGAGGCCAAUUUUGGAUCCACACGUCCUUCCACAGUGGGGAGACAUUGGUUUCCGGGCAGGAGUUGAUCACGGUGUGGAUAUGCCAAGCAUGCCUUCCUCUUAGCACAUUUCUCCCUUGCAUCCUGAGUUCGAGUGGGUAGGUUGUUUGUCAAAGCUGUGUAGAAGAGAGGAAUUUUCUCAUUUGAAGUGAGCAUUUUCUUAUGUGUACAUGUAUCAAAGGGUUCCACUUUACAUGACUUACAAGACAUUUUUCAUUCCUUUGCCUAUAUACCAGAAAUCCUGGUUGUUUUAAUGGGGCACUUACUUCAGGGUUGACUGUUUUUAGAAUGGUGGUGUGGUAGAAGUUUCUAGUAUAUUGGGAGAACUUCAGAUAUGAACUGUUUGGUCUUCAUAUGAAGCUGUCCUCUGGGUGUCCUACCUGAGGGCAAGAGAGCGGGGUGAGAGUCUUUUUCUGUUGUGGCUCCCUAUUUGUGAAAUGUUCACAAUUUGGUGCCAGGCUAAAACACUAAAAGUUUCCUAGGCAUUUGACAUAUUAUAUGAGAAAUAUUAUUUUCUGUCCAUUGUUUUUGCUCAGUAUGUUUAUGGGCCAUUAUCAUGGGUUUUCUUGAUUUAAUACUAUGCCUGUGGCUCUUAAUCCUUAGUAAGUUACUUUUUUCUUUGUAAGUGACAAAUGAUGAUCUGCCAACAUUGGUGUAAAAACUGUAUUGAGCCUGGAAGGCGAUCCAUCUUUCCCAUACAGCUGCCCUUUGCUACACAAUUGCACUUAGGAUGGAGGUAAGAUUUGUGAGCAAGUCUCCAGGGCAAGCAUGGCACACAGUACAGAAUUUAAGGCUGUUAUGCAAACAAAACAUUACUGUGUGCUGUUUGCAGACUCUCUUGGGUCAUUCACAGAUCCCUGUGGAAAUGCAGGCUCCCUCCACCAGAGAUAAACUCUGCUGUUGUUUACAUACUCACUUAUCUUGAGAUGAACAGCAAGGCCAAUCAAAAGUCUUUGAUUAUUUCCAAGUUGAUCUUUUUGCUUUGAAUUCUUGACUUCAGGAUGGUGUCUGCAUCUCCUAAUCAAGUUAGGCUGACUUGAAGCAAGGUCAGAGGCUGUUAUCCCAAGAUAAGAUCUCAUGUAAACAAAGCAGGAAGGACAAAGAAUGUUGCUAAAAGGCAAACAUUCACAUUUGAAAGAAGUUAUUAAUAGGGUCCCACAGGCUCUUCGAAACUCUUUCGCUCAAAAUUUUCAUUACUAUUUUGGGAGGGAGGCAGGGAGGAAUACGUUAUCCAUCAAAGUUGCAUUGCCGUAUCAGUGCAGAAGGAUCAGGCCAGCUACAUGCAACAAACAGGAUGAUCUCAUGAAAUUAUGUCGAAAGAGUCCCUUAGCGAUAGGAAAUAUUGGUGCCAGCACCAUGCAUUUGCAUGGUCAUUUUUAAGACGACUGUGUUCAGGUUUUGAUCAGUUGCAUUCGAAACAGAUGGAUUUCAAAAAGGAUAAGUGCAAAGCACAAAUGUGGAAUUAUUGCAGGAACUAGGACUAUGCCUUGGCUCACUGCAGUCGAGUUAUAUGAGAUAAAUCUCAGAUGCAUAGGAUUGCUGCUGUGGUUGACUUUCUGGCAUCUUUGUGGGGAAACGGUGUGGUGCAUAUUUUUCUCCUGUAGAGCCGGACUAGAUGAUACAUUAAAUAUGCUGUUGUGUUUAAUAUCAAAGUUUUUUAAUUAUUUGAAAAUAAUUAUUUAGAUCUGUUAUUAUCUGGGUUCAGACCUGGCCAUGGGACUGAGUCAGCUUUGGUUGCCCUGGUGGAUGACCUUUACAGAUAAUAGAACCGUGCUCCCCCAUGUGAUUCCCCUCCCUCCCCAGAGUUCUUGUAAAAUGUCCAGCCUUUGCUGUCUUCAAAGGGAAGGCCACACGCAAUUGGAUACAACCCCCAUGCUUUUUCUGUAGGAAGGGGAAAGGUUUGUCAUUGGAGUAUACAUAAUAACGCACAUAUGUUCAAGCACUACAUAUAUGCUUCUCUUUACAGCCUAAUUACAGAGAGCAAUAGUAGACGUGGGUAGCUGAUCACCAGUUAAAUGUGAUUUGUCUACACAAAAGUCAUAACAUAGAAAUUUGUUCCAGCCAGCUUCAUUGUUUGGUUCAGACAAUGGCAGGAGAUAAGUAGAUAAACUGGAAGAUGAAAACAAAGACAUAAGAAAGCAUGGUAGCAACAUUGCUUGAAGAGCAAUAUAUCUAAUCUACCCAGAAAAGAACACAAAUGAAAAUUGCAAAUGUAGACAGAUAGUUCUUAGAGGUUUUGUGAUGCAUUAAACAGAAUGGUUACGGAAGCCAAGAGGAGAUUUUCCAAGUUAAAGCUUACUGUAGGAGAAGGCUAAAAUUUUGCAAUUCAAUUAUGACAAUGACAAACUUUGAAAACAGCACCAUUGCCUGAAGUGUUUAAUAUUAUUCUGGCUGUAACAUUAAAACGACAGCAAUUUCCUCACUAAUGUGUAUCUAAUCUAACUGGCACAUCUCCAGGGCUGAAGGGCAAAUCUAGUUUCUCACCAGUGGAAUGUUUUAAGACGGUGCAAAUCCUUCCACACAUCCCUUUUCGUUUCAUUGGAAAGAUUAACUAUUAAUAGGUGAAUCAAGUACUACCAUUAAUAAGGAUCAUAGAAACAACAUCCUGCAUUAUAUCAUAUUGGCUCCCUUUGUUUCAAAAGCACAAAGCAAAAGGGCCUUACAUCAACCCAGGCUGUUCAAAGUGUUGGUCUGCUCUGAUUGACAGUGGCUCUCCAAGCUUGUAGGCUGAAACUUUUCACAUUACCUGGAUGUUCCAGAUAUAGAUCCUGGGACAUUUUACACAAAGCACUCGUGCUCCGCCAUUGAACGAUGGCACUGCACUCUGUUCUCCUUCCAUAGUAUCUAUUUUAGAGGUGUAUUAGUUGUGGGUCACUGAUAUCUUCAACUGUGUGGCCUUAAGUUGCACUGAGCGUUUGUGUACUGGAGGAGCCUUCAUUCUGUUUGCAGCUGUUUUGAUCAGAAUACCACUAAAUGUACAUAUAGAGAACCCUCAGUGGACCAGGCUAUCAAUGGCUACUAGCCAUAACAGCUAUGCAAUUACCUGCCAUGUCAGUUGAUAUGCUUUUAAAUGCCAGCUUAUGGGAAUCACAAUUGGGGGGAGUGCUGUUGCACUCAUGUCCUGCUUGCAGGAAUCUGGCUGACCACUGUGAGAACAGGUUGCUGGUUUGAUGGGCUUUUAGUCUGCUCCACCUAGUCUGUGUACUUAGGUUGGUGGAAGGAAAAGAGUUCCCGAAACUAACUUCCAUAGGCUUGUGCAUUCUACCUCUAGAAUGGAAGUAUUGAUGUGCAGAGGAAGAGGUUUAUGCUCUUUGCAUUUGCUCUGCCCCUGGAACUUUUUUCAGAGUAGGCAUGUAUUGUAAAUAUAUAGAUAGAGAUACUUGGAUUUACAAUGUUUUGCUGAAAUGCAAGCUCCAGUUAGAUAAACUCUGUUUCACAUGACGAACACAUGAAGAUUUUAGUAACAAGGGCUUUAAAACGGGAUGCUUGCUUUUGAAAGUGGCAGCCUGGCUGCUUUGAGUUGUGAAGCUCACUCAUAAUACCUUAAAUGACAAAUUCUCCAACCAGUAUAUAUAAAAUAUAACACUGGGCUAUGAUAAGUCCCUUUAGCACCCUCAAAACAGAUAGAACGUCAGCCUUCUCCUUUGGUGAACAAGCUGCAUGGAUGCCUCAUCCAAUGAAAUGUUGCCUCCAAUGAAACUUUACAAAUAAAUGCAUUCCAAACGGCCAUUUUCUAUAUAGUCAUACCUUGAGUUGAAUGCGCUUCGGGUUGAGCGCAUUUGUUGCACUCCGCGGCAACCCGGAAGUAACGGAGCGCGUUACUUCCGGGUUUCGCCGCUUGGGCAUGCGCAGACUCGGCGAAAAGUGACGCGCACAUGUGCGCGCAGACGUGCCGUUGCUAGUUACGUUUGCUUCUGGAUGCGAACGGGGCUCCAGAAUGGAUCCCGUUCAUAUCCGGAGGUACCACUAUAUUCAAAAAAUUGCAUUUGAAUGGGUUUUUAGAAGUUAUAGCAGGCUGGGAAGUUCACUAUAUUUCAAAGGAAUUGCAUUCUAAUUGUUUUGUGCUGGGUAUAAAUGUCAGCCUCUGUACACAAUUCAAAAACUCAGUUAACCCUAUUCUGGCAAAUUCUCUUGUGUUCUGCUUCUGUGAAUGUCCUCUGUGCACAGGCUGUUUUAACUUCAGUCCUCACUCAAAUGGCCUUGUGUAAGGAGGGGCUUUGGUUUUCUGAUUAAUAUUUCACUGCCGAGAGAUUAGUUCCUUAUGAGUAGGUAUGCAUAAAAUGUUAUUAUAAAUGUCUAAUUCUACUUAGAUCAGCUUAGCUUGGCAAUGUAAAUUAUUCAUACUUAAGGCACUGGAAUAUUGCCUCAUCAUUUAGAUUACAUAUUUAAGAUGCAUUGAGUGAAGGAGAAAUAUGAACAAGGGUUGUUUUGGAAUUUUCCAUAAUGCAUAGGAUUAAGAGGCAAACAGAUCCAAGAUAAUAAAAUUCAGCAUUGUAGUUCCCAAAAGUAGCCUUGUUAGUCUGUUGUAAAAAGGAAAACAGCUUUGUGGCGCAUUGAAGACCCACAGAUUUAUCAUGUCCUCAAAAGCUUAUGCUGCUAUAAAUUUGUGUGCCUUCAAGGUGCCACAAGGCUCCUGUUUUGUUUUCACUGGUAAAGCAUUUUUGUUAGAUUAAAGACCAAAGGAGGUAUUUUGUUCUUCAUAGAAUGCAUACUGCCCAUAUACUUCUUAAAAUGACCCAAGACCCCUGUGAGAUGCCAGAAGCUAAAUUUGGUAUGGAUUUGUUUACAGAGCUGGAAGCAAAUUUAAUAAAUCAAGGAAAUGGAUUUUUGAGCUCCUGUUGGGGAAAAGAUGAUGUGCUGUAGGAAAAAUCUAAACAAUGCAGAAGUUGGGUCGUGAGAUUGUAAGUUGUCUCUGCUGUUCCUGACUUGCUGAGUUCAAGAAUUUGUGGGACAGGCUUUGCAACAUAAUGAAUCUUCCCAUAAUAUUUUAUCUUUAUUGUCCAUGCAAGCCUAAUAUAAGUGUGUGUGUGUUUGUGUGUGUUUUAUGAGUUAGUCAGAAGAAGUUGGCAAGGAAUCUUACAUAAUUUUGUUUAGACUUGUUUAGCGUCUAGAUACAUUCAACAAAAUGUAAGAUUGAUUCAGAGUUCAAAUCUGCCUGGCUAUCAACUGGGUUGAGUGACAUGAGAACAGCUAGGUGUGGCUGGGCGUAGUAGAGAGACUGUGAACCUUUGCAUGUGUAUACCAAGCAAUUUUAUUUCAAUAUGUUAAGAUACAUUUUCAGGAUGCUUCCAGGUGGACACAUUUUCCGUCUUCCAGGUAUACUAGAUCUGAGUGCCAAACCAUAUAGGGAUAAUGCCAGUGCUGAAUCACAGUGGCAAACGGGUGGCUAGCUGGUUUAGCGUGGGUGGUGAAGUUCAAAUCAAGGAUUGGAAUAUAUACAUACACACACCUCCAGCAACUCCUGCUUGUUACCUUAUUGUCUUCUGGUUUUGCUGUCCGUUAGCUGUCAUAAACAAAGUGACAUGUAUGUACAGUUGUACCUUGAAAGUCGAACAGCUUAGUUCCCGAACGUUUUGGCUCCCGAACGUUGCAAACCCAGAAGUGACUGAUCUGGUCUGCAAACUAUUUUUGGAAGCUGAACAUUCGACAGGGCUUCCGCAGCUUCUGAUCAGCUGCAGGAAGCCGCACUUUGGUUUUCGAAUGUUUUGGAAGUUGAACAGACUUCUGGAACGGAUUCUGUUCAACUUCCAAGGUACGACUGUAUUACUGAAAAGAAAAAGAAACAAAAGUUGUGACUCUUAACUUUGUACAAUAAACUACAUUCCUGCCAAGCAAGAAGUGUUUUCACAGUUCAAUGACAUUUUCCAGACAGGCAAAAACUCUGGAGGAGAGUGUGGAGAAGGCUGGUUAGGGGUGUGCAGCCUAGAAGAGGGAGGUGAUGUGGCCUCAGGAGUAUCCCAGGAGUCCGAGACCUGCAUCUCCAUCCCUGCUGUAUACAGAUUAGGCCUUGGCAAACAGUUGGUGAAUAUUUAUCAGUUAGAGAGUUCUCAUGCUUCCCCAGAAGUAUUUAGUGAUGGAGCGGCUGUUUGCUAUUCCAUGCCAUGAAAAAUGUCUUAUGAAUCGUACGUGCCCAUUCUGUCACUUUGCUUGUCCACACAUUGUUAAGGAUUUCCAGUAGCCAACAACAUAAAGUAGGUUAGCAAAUUAUCUUGUCUUUAGAUGAUUAAUGUAAGGUAUUAGAUUUAUGAUCUUGUCCUUGGAGUAUUGAACACUACAGGGCUUGGGAGAAAUGAUAAAUCUUCAGAGGACCCCCUUUCAACUCCUGGAUUCGUUGACUUCUCCUGGAAUGUUGUCGUGAUAGCAUGGUUCUGCUAUGCCAAAGUGCUACUUUAGUUCCAUUAAAAUUGCAUAAGUAGCCUGUGUUGUGCAUCUUCAUUUUCAAAAUCAAAUGCUUAAUUGCAUUUCACUUCUGGCAUGAUCACACUUAACAGAAUAAAAGCUGGAGUCUAUUCGUGUUGCACAGUCAGGGGAAGAUUAGGCUACAGAUUUAGGCUUUGGGCAAGCCCCUCUCUUACUUGUGUGAAGUCACAUGUAGGGUAGAUGGUCAUGGCUUACCCAAACUGGGGAGGCUGCCAGGCCCAUAUUGGCCUGUGCUCCAGACAUUCCCCAGCCUUUGACCAAAUGCACACACUGAAAACCUGCCUCAGGUAUUUCUACUUACAGGGCUGCUCUGAAGAUCAUGUAGCUGUGGUUAUCAGGUAGCAAGUGCUUAUCAUAGGGCAGCUGACAGUGGACACGUGUGGCUGAUAAUCUCUCUCAAAAUUUUGGAGUGAUUGCCUGUUUCUAUCCAGAAUCAAAUUGUCCCUUCAUAACUUGUUUGCUGCAUGUUUGUGAAUCCACCCAGCCUUGGACCUCUGCUGUGUUUGGACACUGUAAAUUCCAGCAGUCAGCACAACAGCUGUAAAAAUCUCUCGUGUCCCUUAGUAUUACUGCAGCACUCUUGCCCAUAGGACUUGAGCAUUCCAGCUGGAUUCCUUCAUCCCAUUAUACCACAAAAGAAGGUUUAUUGGAAAGUGGAGCACUUUGAUCCCAGAGUGCUGUAAACACAAUAAACAUGACUCAAAACAAUUGCAACCUAACUAUUAUAGCCCCCUGGAUACAUGGUUUAAACUGGGGUGGACUGUUGAUCAUUUAACAGCUUUCACCCACAAUAUAAUUUGGCCUUAUUGACCAUCGUAAGUUGAAACCCACAGAUCGUUAGCGAUUAGGUGACUCUCAGGAACAGUAUGCAAAUUACUAACCAGAACAGCUGAAGUUAGUUGAUUGCAAAAAGAGAGCUAAGAUUGCAAUAGCUAUAUAAAAGCAGUCUUAAAUUCAUCCACUUGAAAUUUUGCUGUUACUUUCAUUCUGGAACUGGUUCCAGAAAAGUACGUGCAGACUGUGUAAUGUUUUCUAAGUCUGAAAAAAAAAAAGUUCUGGGAGGAAUGCCAAAACCAGACACUAUUUCCAAGGGCAAACAGCAACACUGAGCUCAUAUCUUCAAAUCAAACACCAUAUUCUGUCCUUCUGCUACAUCAGAUAUGCGAAAUCUUUGGCCCUCCAGAUAUUGGUGAACUACAAUUCACAUCUUUCCUGGUCAUUGUCCAUGCUUAUAGAGGCUGAUGGGAGCGGUGGUUCAGCAACAUGUAGAUGGCACAUAUGUACUACAUUCUCGUGACUAGGUAGACCUUUUCAGUGGCAUCUCCCUUUCACUUUUUUAGGAGGAGAAUGUUUCUACCGUCUUAAGAACAGCAAAAAUACAAUGAGCGAUUAUAAGCUUGUUUGCAACUAAAUUUCAGAAAAACUUACUUUCCUCCCCUCUUUCCUUUUUUCUUAUAGGCUUUCGAAAGAUAAGCCUUGAUGAUCUCCGAAAGGCUUACAUCGUGAAAGAUGUCCAACAGUAUAUUCUUCAUCGCUUAGAUCAAGAAGAAGCACUGAGACAACAUCUCACAAAAGAAACUGCAGAAAUGUUGAAUCAGCUUCACAUUAAAAGCAGUGGAUGCUUUCUGUAUCUCGAGCGUGUCCUAGAUGGAGUAGUGGAAAACUUUAUCAUGUUACGAGAAAUCCGCGAUAUCCCUGGGACACUCAACGGCCUCUAUCUUUGGCUUUGUCAAAGACUUUUUGUGAGAAAACAGUUUGCAAAGGUCCAACCUAUUCUGAAUGUAAUCCUUGCUGCUUGCAGGCCACUAACUACAGUUGAAUUGUUCCAUGCAGUAUGGACCAAAAACAUGGCAUUAUCUAUGGAGGACUUCCAGCGCAAGCUAGAUGUUCUGUCGAAAGUUCUUGUCGAUGGUCUCGGAAACACAAAGAUCCUUUUUCACUACAGCUUUGCAGAAUGGCUGUUGGAUGUAAAGCACUGUACACAAAAAUAUUUGUGCAACGCAGCAGAAGGGCACAGAAUGCUUGCAAUGAGUUACACCUGUCGAGCCAAGGAUUUAUCGCCUCUGGAGGCUCAAGAAUUUGCUUUGCACCUAAUUGAUUCCAACUUGCAACUGGAAACCUCUGAACUGGCUUUGUGGAUGAUCUGGAAUGGUACGCCUGUCAAAGACUCUUUGUCAACGUUGAUCCCCAAAGAACAAGAAGUUUUACAGUUGCUGGUAAAAGCCGGUGCUCAUGUCAACAGUGAGGACGAUCGGACAUCUUGCAUUGUACGGCAGGCUUUGGAAAGAGAAGAUUCUAUUCGGACUCUAUUGGAUAAUGGUGCUUCGGUAAACCAGUGUGACUCGAAUGGUAGAACACUCUUGGCUAACGCUGCCUAUAGUGGCAAUCUUGAUGUAGUCAAUCUGCUAGUUUCCAGAGGAGCAGAUUUAGAGAUUGAAGACACGCAUGGGCAGACCGCACUUACUCUAGCUGCUCGGCAGGGCCACACCAAAGUUGUCAACUGUUUGAUUGGGUGUGGUGCUAACAUAAAUCACACGGACCAUGAUGGGUGGACAGCCCUGCGAUCGGCAGCUUGGGGCGGGCAUACUGAGGUGGUUUCUGCACUCCUCUAUGCUGGAGUAAAAGUAGACUGUGCAGACGCUGACAGUCGGACAGCCUUGAGAGCAGCAGCUUGGGGAGGCCAUGAAGAUAUUGUGCUGAAUCUGUUGCAACAUGGGGCUGAGGUCAACAAAGCGGAUAAUGAAGGUAGAACUGCUUUAAUUGCAGCAGCAUACAUGGGGCAUAAAGAGAUUGUGGAGCAUCUGUUGGACCACGGAGCAGAAGUAAACCAUGAGGAUGUGGAUGGAAGGACUGCCCUCUCCGUUGCUGCUCUUUGUGUACCUGCCAGUAAAGGACAUGCUUCAGUUGUGAGCCUUUUAAUUGACCGGGGCGCCGAGGUGGACCAUUGUGACAAAGAUGGCAUGACCCCACUGCUAGUGGCAGCCUACGAAGGACAUGUAGAUGUUGUUGAUUUGCUUCUGGAAGGCGGAGCAGAUGUAGACCAUACGGACAACAAUGGCCGCACCCCUCUUCUUGCUGCAGCUUCCAUGGGCCAUGCAUCAGUUGUAAAUACUCUUUUGUUUUGGGGGGCAGCUGUGGAUAGCAUUGAUAGUGAAGGACGGACGGUUCUUAGUAUAGCCUCUGCACAAGGCAAUGUUGAAGUAGUACGGACUCUGCUGGAUAGAGGGCUGGAUGAGAAUCAUAGGGACGAUGCAGGAUGGACACCUUUGCACAUGGCAGCUUUUGAAGGACACAGGUUGAUAUGUGAAGCACUUAUAGAACAAGGUGCUCGAACAAAUGAAAUUGAUAAUGACGGGCGCAUAGCCUUCAUAUUGGCUGCCCAGGAAGGUCACUAUGAUUGUGUGCAGACCUUGCUGGAAAACAAAUCUAACAUUGAUCACAGGGGCUAUGAUGGGAGAAAUGCUCUCCGUGUUGCUGCUUUAGAAGGCCAUAGAGACAUUGUCGAGCUACUUUUCAGUCAUGGAGCUGAUGUGAAUUACAAAGAUGCUGAUGGCAGGCCAACACUGUAUAUCUUGGCUCUAGAAAACCAGCUAACGAUGGCGGAGUAUUUUUUAGAAAAUGGUGCAAAUGUCGAAGCCAGUGAUGCUGAAGGAAGGACUGCGCUCCAUGUUUCCUGCUGGCAGGGCCAUGUGGAGAUGGUACAGAUGCUGAUCACGUACCAUGCUGAUGUGAAUGCCGCAGACAAUGAGAAACGCUCAGCUUUGCAGUCUGCCGCGUGGCAGGGCCAUGUCAAAGUAGUUCAGCUUUUGAUAGAGCGUGGGGCCCUAGUGGACCAUACGUGCAAUCAGGGUGCUACUGCACUCUGCAUUGCAGCCCAAGAAGGGCACAUCGAUGUUGUGCAGAUAUUACUGGAGCACGGUGCCGAUCCAAAUCAUGCGGAUCAAUUUGGGCGCACAGCUAUGCGCGUAGCUGCAAAAAAUGGACACACGCAGAUAAUUAAAUUACUGGAAAAAUAUGGUGCUUCUACUCUAAAUGGCUGCACUCCUUCUCCGGUCCAUACAAUGGAACAAAAACCUUUGCAAUCGGCAUCUUCAAAGAUGCAAUCCUUAACCAUAAAAUCCAAUAGUUCGGGGAGCACUGGUGGGGGAGAUACGCAGCCUGCUUUGCGUGGCUUGUCUAAUGGGCCAGCUCAUGCCUUUAGUUCUCCUUCUGAAUCUCCCGAUUCGACAGUUGAUCGGCAGAAGUCCUCCCUAUCCAAUAAUUCAUUAAAAAGCUCAAAAAACUCUUCUCUGCGCACAACUUCAUCUACAGCGACUGCCCAGACAGUACCGAUCGACAGCUUCCACAGUAUGUCCUUUACGGAACAAAUACAGCAGCAUUCGUUACCCCGCAGUAGAAGUAGGCAGUCUAUUGUUUCUCCUUCCUCCACAACUCACUCCUUAAGUCAGAAUCAUAGUUCGCCAAACAGCGAAUUUGAAUGGAGCCAGGUGAAGCCCAGCUUGAAAUCCACAAAAGCCAGCAAAACGGGGAAAACGGAGAAUUCCAACAAAUCCGGGUCUGCUGGGAAAAAGGUGAAACAGAGCACCUCCUCUCAACCAAAAGUCCUUGAAUAUGAAAUGACUCAGUUUGAUAAAAGGAUACCUGUUGCCAAAUGUGGGGCCGGCGUGCCCCUUAAAUCAAUGCCUAGUGACACUCAGUGUAAAAUUUUAGUCCCUCCAGUCCAUCAGGAAGUUUGCCGGUCUCAGCAGCAGUUCCUGAUCCACCAACAAAGUGGGGAGCAGAAAAAGAGAAAUGGAAUAAUGACUAAUCCAAACUACCACCUUCAGAGCAAUCAGGUUUUUCUUGGCAGAGUUUCUGUCCCACGAACAGUACAGGAUCGAGGGCAUCAGGAGGUUUUGGAAGGCUAUCCUUCUGCAGAGACGGAGCUGAGCCUUAAGCAAGCCUUAAAACUUCAAAUUGAGGGGAAUGACCCAAGCUUCAACUAUAAGAAGGAAACACCAUUGUAAGAGGUGAGGCACUUUCAGCAGGGUGGCAAUGCAGCAGGGUGGCAUCAAAAGCCAAUGGGGAGAAGACCUCAUGUCCUUACCAAUCAACAUUGUUCAAUAGGACUGGAAGCAGGGGGCAGCCAGAUCAGUACCUUACAUGCUCAUGGUGUUAAUUGACCAGAGGCAUCCUAUGUAAGUCUCAUCAUAUUGCAUCCACAAUGAUAACAAUAGUCUUCUCUCCAAUGCCUCUGCACAACUGUGGGGUCCUGUAGCUCAGCUUCCGCUCAAAAGCACUGACUGAUAACUGUCUGGCACACCAAUCUGUCAGCCACCUCUGACCAAUUUCUGGAUGCUAUGUGUACAUUUAAAUUAUUAUUAUUAUUAUUAUUAUUAUUAUUAUUAUUAUUAUUAUUAACAUGAGUUAUUUGAUGUGUAUGCUUCACAUAUAUUUUUAAGAAAAUGAAUUUUAUCUCCUAUUGAAUGGCCAAGCUACCAUUGUUAAUGAAGCUGUACUGCUUGGCAUGGUACUAUUUACAGAUAGCAUGGUACAGAUAGCAGCAUAAUAACAUGCUAUCUGACCCUGUGUGUGUUAUCAUUUCAAACUUGAUCCCUGCAAAAGAAAAUGCAUAAUUUAAGGUACAUGAUUUUCUGUGAUCACGACUACAUGAGAUAGAUUGCCACAUACAGCAGCUUAUUCAUAGUUUUGAGAUGAUCUACUUAGAAUGUAACCAUUUUAUGUUUUGUUUUGUUUUUGUUUUCAAGGCAGCUCCAUGACACCAUGAAUAAAAUGAAGAGUUUCUGCCUGGAAUGUUUUGUCACCCGGGCUGGAAUCAAAGCAUGUCUUGCUUGUUGAACCACAUUGAAAAUUACGAAUGUGAUCACUGCAGUACAGUUACCUUGAUUACUGUAAUGUGCCUAAAGAAAAAGAAAAAAUAAGGCUGCCUUCUUAAAUGUAACCUUCUGUGCUUCAGAAAAAAAUUAUUUUGUGUACUUUGUACUUACUACACAGAAUAAGCACUUUCUUUUCUUCCUCAGUAGCAGAACAAGAUACGUUGUAUUUCCACUCACACAGCUGAAAAGUUGUUAAGAGCUAGAAAUUUGAGUUCUCUGUUUCAGAAGGCUUUAUCAGUGUAAAUGUGCCACAGUGGACUUUGUGACAAACAGCAAUGCUUUCUGUAUUUAUUUUACAUUCAUGUGCAAAAGAAACUCUGCACACGGUCAAACAGACAAGGAAUGUUCAAUGUCACCUCAAAGACUAAGGGAACCCCUCCUCCAUUGACCCAAGCUAGAGUUCCUGUUAAUUAUUUGAACCCACUUCUAGAAGUGUUGCGGCAUACUUUUGAUGUAGGACUUUUGGUGCCAUUAGACUUUUUGUUGUUUUGCUGCAGGGUCCACCAUGAUCAAAAUCCACAUAAAAGACCCCAUCUGUCCUCUUUGCAUGGAGAAUAGAUAAUGUGAAUUGGCUCAUCCCCAGAUCACAGCCACAGCAGCAGUUGAUACCACCUGUGGUAGCUCAGAAAUCACAACUGCAGUCUCAGACAUCAGUGUCUGAGUCUGGAGAAUCUGGUUUAUGCAUUGCAUUCUGUAUCUGCUCGUGGGAGCGUAAAGCAACAGAAGCCACAGCAAACAUGUAGCGUGGGGCAGAUUUUGAAGAUGUAAACUGGCUCAAAACACAAGCUACUCUUCUGUACACGUAAAAUCACAUUUGCAUUGCUGUAAUGUACAGUUGGUUUUCUGUGUUGUUCAGAUGUUUCUCAUAAGGAAAGCAACUCUUGUGACAGUAUUGGCUAACUUCAGUACUUACCUUCAGCCUGGGGUGGGGAGAGGGAGGGAGUACAACUGCAAUUUAUUGGGUCCUGUCUCUGCUACUUGUUUUAAAGGCGGUUUAUGAAGGAACAGUUCUUCAGCAUCAAGGCCAGUUUUCAUACUACCCACUUAAAUGAUGGUAACUUUUGUUAGCUGCUUUCUCUUGCCCAGGGCAUCCCAAAGUGACUUAUCUGGUUUUGCUUAUGAGCAUAUAAAAUAGCUCCAGAUGGAGUCAGGUCUUAGGUCCCUUAAGUCCAGCAUGGUAUGUUCCCAGCCCUGGAACAAAAAUCCUUUAACUCAGGGGUGAGGAGCCUCUGGUCCGUCAGACGUCCCAUUCCCAUCAGUCCCAGUCAUCAUGGCCAAUGGUGUGGUAGUCCAAGAACAUAUGGAAGCCCAGUUUCCCCAUCUCUGCUUUAACUAAAAGUGCAAGGGAUUGGAUAUGGACCCUUCUACAUGUAAAACAGGAGUGGGGAACUGUUAGCGUCUGGCAGGCCAGAUCUUUUAUCUCCCCCACUCCAUCAGGCCUAUCUUGGUCAGGUAUGAUGGGAGCUGCAGUCUUAAUAUCUGGAGAGCCAAAGGUUCCCCAUUCUUGACCUAAGUACGAAGGUAAAAAUGUUGCUUGGUAAGAGUGUCAAAUCAUUACUCCCAACUUGCUCUGAACUUAAGUACUGGAUAUUUUCAACACUGCACAAGAAUAUAGCUCUUCUUUCAUGUUAGAUGUAUUGAUCUGUAGAAAGACAUCCCUAAAGGCUGCCUUUCUCUCUGGAUCUCGGCUGUCGCUGAGAUUAUAUUUAUUUGUUUAUUUGUGUGUUUUUAAAUUACAGUAUGUACCUUGUGACUAGAUGGUGAUAUUUCUGGCCAUUUUCACAAGAAGGCUACGCAUUGCAGAAGUCUUCAUGAUUUUCAGCAGACUAUAAUCUUAAUGUCUCUAAAAGAGCUGGUGGUGGUAACAUGCCCAAACACAGACACCAGCUAUAGGAAGGUCAGCUGAAAAGUGCUACCUUUCAGAUAAUUAAAAUAAAAGUUCCUGCACAUUUUCAGAAACGCUUAGGAAUGCAGCAUGUGUUUCUCUGUUUAAAAAUAUCCAUUUGACAAGAGUGUGAGAUUGUUCCGCAUUGCUUUAAUGUAUGAUUUUUAAAAAUAUAUUGGCUUUUGUGGCCUCUCUCUCAAAAAAAGGUAAAAUUAAUCACCCUGAAAUAUUGGCAGGUCUGUCUUCUUUGCAAUUGUGAAUUGAUGUGUGUGGCUCAGUUCUGCUAACCCAUGACUUGGCAGGGCUGAUCAGCUAUAAUGCAGCAGAAUUCAAGACUUCUUACUUUUUUUUCUCGUUUCACAAAUCUCUGGUUCUGCUGUCACCUUUCUUUUCCCUAUAUUAUCCAAAGUCAUCCCUAGAGGAAACUAAAGAAAGUGUCACAAUUCAUAAUUGGAGACUAGGGAAAAGACUGAUGAGCGUUAAUGUCUGAACCAUAUGUGCGCCAGGGAAGUCACCUGAAAAGGGAAUUGAAUGGCAAAUUUACCUGUCGAAACCUUAGCAUCUUACACUAUAGUGAUACCCUUGUCAUGAUCAGUAUUGGGAAAUGGCUUUGUUUUUACUUAAAGCAUCAUUUUCUCUUGUCAACUAUGCUGCUAUGCAAAUGUCUGUUCAUGCUCGUUAUCCUCCGUUGAAACUCUUCAAAUAACAUGGUGCACAGUUAAGACUUUUUUCUGGAUUGGAUUGUAAAUAGCCUAUAAUGUACAUUGAAUUUCACAUUGUAAAAUUUUUAUUUUAUUUCUUGUAUUAUAUUAAGCAAAAAUCCUUAUGUAUAUGAAAGUGCAUAACAAAUAUAUUUGCUUUUCAAGCAGACAUUUGUUUUCAA